AUGCCUUCAGCCGCUUACGCACAGCCGCGCGGCGAAGGCCACCUGCCUCACUUUGAGCCGCGAAGGUCUCAGGCGUCGCGCGCGCCCGGUCCGUCGCCGUCGCGCCGGCGGCGUCUCCUCGGGUAUCUCCUGUGCGUCUCUCUUCUCUGUCUCGUUCUCUUCUUGUGCACCUUUCUCGCGCUCCACUCGCCCUUCGCGGCCUCAGGCACGUCGCGGGGAGCGUCCGCUGCGCCGAGCGACAGACACAGGUCGCGUGCGGCGAAUGCUGGUCGCAGCGAGGGCGAAGAGUCGUCGCUGUCGACCUUCUCGAACGUCCCGUCCUCCCUCCCGCACCGGGCGCAGUGGACGGCUGGCAGCUCCGGCGCAGGAAGGGCGUCCGCGGAGUCUCUGCGCGCCCGCCCAGUCGCCAGUGUGGAGUCGGAGACCCGCGACGCCACGGGCCUCGGAGGGCGAGACCCAAAGCCCGAGGCCCAGCAGAGGGGAGGAGGCGACGCGCCGCCUCGCCAGUGGCGCUGGGAGGGAAACGUCGCAGAGGAGGCGGACGAGAUGGCGCACGAGGCAGGCGACGAGCCGAGUCGUUUUGAAGACGGUCUGGGCGACGACGCCUUCUACGUCGUGCACGACGAGGAGGCGAGGAAGUGGAUGGAGCGCCCCGAAGGAGCGCCGAUUCGUCGCCGCGUCUGGCAGCCUCUGGACGUGGGACUUGUCUCCCCCGCAUCCGCUGGCGACGCAAAGGCAGCGGCUGGCGCGGAGCCCAACGCCCUUGCUUCGCAGAAGGAGGUAGACGUCGCUGCCGACCAAAGAGCUGCGUGGCGGAAGCAGCUGAACCCGCUGGAGGACGUGUUCGUGUCGGCAGCCGGCGUCCCGCUUUUCCCCGCGGAGCGCCUCUCGCAGUGUCUGCGGCGCCCUGCGUCGCUCGGCGACCUACGCAAGGCGGUUGGAGGCGCGGGGCUCGCUGGGGAGCUAGGGGCGAGUGCGGGGAGUCCAGACGCGCGUCGAGGCGACUCUGAAACGGGGGGACCGCGCGCCGCGGACAUCGCGCUGCCGGAGACCGGCGGAGCCCGCGCCGCGGCGGCCAGCACUCCAAGUUUCAUCGCGACCACCGCCAAGUACGGCGCAAACGAUCGAAAGGGCACCGUGGAAAAAACCCAGCGGGCCGUCGCAGAAUUGCUGCGCGACCUCUCAAAGCCAUCUGGCGCGUCGCUGCUUUCCCGACUUUCCUCGGUCUCCUCGCAGGCUGGUAGCCGCGGCGCGCUGGCUUCUGCCACAAGCGCACGCCGCGAGGCCGGUGACGCAGACUCGCUUCGGGUCUCGGGGGGCGCCCUGGGGGCAGGCCUUUCUCUGCCGGCAGUUGGGCCGCCUGCGCCCGGCGUCCGCGUGGCUCUUCCCGCGCCCGAGGUGCUUCGGGAGGCCUACAAGCUGCUGGCAAGCCCACCGCGGGACGCCGCGCUCUCUCUGCUGCACCCUUCGGCGCUAGGCAGGGGCGCUGCAGGCGAGGCGGCGACGCGAGGGGCUCCCUCUGAUGAAGGCCGCGUGGCGAGCGAGCUCCCUGUGUUUCUUGCGGAGUCCUUCUUCGAAGACCUCCGCGACGUGUUGCCUCCCACUUCGCUAGAGCUCGCUCUCGAAGCGGAAGAAGACGCUCCGCGGGCGACCGCGCCGGAGGAAUGCUUUUCACGCGCUCUUCGCCGAGGCACGCUGCGGUCGACGACUCAGGACCUGAGGCGUGUCGCGCUUCACCCGCUGUCAGGCUUCGCCGCCCUAGUUCAGCAGGAAGCGGUGAUGUCUCUCUUGUUCAGGCACCGCGGGCUUGGAGGGGCGCCAGCGGCGCCCGCCGGUCGACCCGAGGAGACAACGCGGCGGGGGCGCGCUGUGGCGCCUGUCUUCGCAGCUCUGGUCACGGCAGAGAUCUUCGCCUGCGCGCUGGAAAGGAGCGCAGACUCGACGCCUGCGGCUGCAGACGACGUAGGGGCGAGUCGCCUUCGCGAGCCAGGUGUGGCGCUUGCGGAGGCGCUCCGGGGGGCAGCGUUGUAUUCCGUUCUGGCGCUGUCGAGCCAGCGGGUUGCGUCCGCCGAAGUAGCCGCGGCGUGGCGCGAGCAGGUCCAGGAGGACGCAGCCGCGUCUGCCGUGUUGGGCGCUCCGCACGCCGCGACCCCGUUCUGGCUCUCUGCACUGCCUCUCUCUCUCACGACGUCCUUCUUCCCAGACGCUAGCGACUCCCAGCCGUCGCCUCGUCCCGCGAAGGAGGCAGAAAAGGGCCGCAUCCCUCUGAACGGUGGGGGGGGCAGUGAUGCAGUUGAGGCACCCGAGGGCGAAAAUCGCCGCGCGGCCUCACGGAGGGAUAAAGACCGCGCGCCAGGCGGGCGUCCAGAGCCGCCAAACCCAUUCCCUGCGGCUCUAGUACUGGAGGCAUCGGUAGCAACUGCAGGCUCGCCGCAGCUUGCCUUCGCUGCCCCCGAAGGGGCGCCUCGCAGUUGGGAUGAGUUCGCCGCGUUAGCGGCCUCCCUCUCCGCGAAAUCCGGUCAAGAGGCUGCGAACGCCGCGCGCGCGCACGAGCCUUUGCUCACUCUCUUGCCGGCCGCUGCUGCUGCGCCUUUGCGCGUAGCUUCACGCGGAGAUGCGGGUGCGUCGAUGCCCUCCAAGGGCUUCGACCCCCGGCGAGACGUGGCGCUGCCACCGGCGACCAGCGUCCAGCUCGCCGCCCUCGCCAUCCGCGGGGGGCCCGCGGCCUCUCCGCGGGACAAGGAGGCUCGGGAGACAAGGGGAGAGAGACACGCUGCCGCGCAGAUCACUGUCGCGGCGAGUGCAGCAGGUGCUGCGCUCCUGUUGCAUCUGGUUCCUUGGAUUUUGCUGCCGGAAAUUCUUUCUUGCUCCCCCUUUGCAUUGUUGGCCUCUGUGGGCGGCGACGCGGGCGUCCUCGAUGACCGCACAGAAACCGAGAUGCAGGAUAGCCUGGAGGCGGCCAGGAGUCUCGUCGCUUUCCUGGCGAAGGGCGACGGCGAGUUGAGUGUAAAAACAGCCGCGGACUUUGACGAUAAGCUCCGACAGACUCUGCGACCCGUCUCGCUCUACCAGCUCCGGCGUGCGCGGCAGGUGGUUCAGGCCCUCGAACAGCAGCUUCCCGGUGGCAGUUUUUUUCCAGCUUUUUUUGGGUUCCUUCGUCGGCGUGCUUCGUCCGAGGCGGAGUCGCUGGUACUCGAAGAGCUCGCCGGGCUCGCGGAGGAAGCAGGUCCCGAUGGGCGGAAAAACGUGCCGAGAAUGCGCGGGUCCGAGCGGCGGGGGGGCCGAGGCCCGCAGGGGCAAGAGGCUACGGACGAACAGGCGGAGACGGAGGCCCGCAGCGAGCAAGGGCGUUCAGGAGCGAGAGAGCAAAAACAGAUUCGCCCGGGGAUGCUCGUCUUCGGGCGACGAGACUUCGAUGUUGUCUUAUUCUCCUCUCUCGACUCGAGAGGGCCGCUAACUGAGGUUGUCAUCCGCAGCUUCGUCCGCCCCGCGCAAGAGCUCAACAGCGCGGCGGCCUCUCCUGUCGUGGAGCAUGCAGCAGAUGGUGGGCGCGGAAGUCCAGCGAGCCUCAUGGACGCGGGCGAAGGCAAAAGGGGAGAAUCCGUACUCGAGCUCUUGGACGUCGAGGCGCCCUUCGCAGCGCAAAAGACAAGCGUCUCACGUGCCCCCGGGAAGGGUGACGCGUCGCGGAAUGAGCCGGACGCGCUACGGCCUGGGGCGGCUUCCGCUCAGAACGCUGGGGAGGCGGCCGCGACUGACCUGGCAAGAGAGGAUACAGAAAAAAGUGACGCAUUCGAUGUGGAUGCAGGCGUGGCUCGAGCGUUUGGCGGGCCUCCUGAGGCGAAACGGGCCCUCUGUUCAUGGAUCCGCGGAGCAGCGAGAAGUUUUUUCAUCUCAAGAGCGACUUUCUGUCUGUGUCCCCAGGAAGGCUGGAUGCCUUCAAGAUGUGUAUUCGAGUCGCUGGCACAUGCGUGCGUUCCUGUGGCGGUCGGAGGUGAAACUGAGCUCUGGCUGCCGGGCGGCUGUCUGUUCGACUGGACUGAGAUGGCUGUGUUCAUUCCCCGAAGCCGCGCACCGUACGCGUCGCAAAUUCUCUCCGAAAUCACGGACGAGGAACUUUUAGAAAAGCAGCAGAUGGUAUGGAAAGUUCGCCAGCACUUCCUCUAUGACCUGUCGCAGCUGGGGGCCCAGACAGCUACCACCAACGACGCACGACGGCCUUCAGGACGCGCGAAGCCUCAGCCGGAGGACGGUGCGGCGGUCGCGCCCACGCUUGAUGCGAGACGGCUUGCGCUGCUUGAGAUGACAAUGCGAACUGCGGCCCUCGACGGCUGA
Besnoitia besnoiti is the source of this 4335-nucleotide messenger RNA. RefSeq lists its product as uncharacterized. Bases 1 to 4335 code for a protein of 1444 amino acids. NCBI's taxonomy places the organism in Eukaryota, Apicomplexa, Conoidasida, Eucoccidiorida, Sarcocystidae. Gene Ontology annotation, molecular function: glycosyltransferase activity. The record is from RefSeq and is a predicted model, not a curated record. The transcript is spliced from 3 exons.